Molecule: messenger RNA, 609 nt
Organism: Trichomonas vaginalis G3
Lineage: Eukaryota; Parabasalia; Trichomonadida; Trichomonadidae
Product: hydrolase of PHP superfamily-related protein family
Exons: 1
Coding region: 1-609 (202 amino acids)
Molecular function (GO): hydrolase activity, acting on ester bonds
Source: RefSeq, a predicted model, not a curated record
AUGAUUAAUGAUAUUAAGGGUGAUUAUUCAUAUAGUAUUGGAUGUCAUCCAUGGGAUAGUAAUAUCCCUUAUAACAAAUUAUUUGAUAUCAAAGUAGAUUACAAUAAAAAAUUUUUUGUUGGCGAAAUAGGACUUGAUAGCGAAUGGUGCAAAAUUCCCUUUGAUAUUCAAAAAGAAAGAUUCAUCUUUGAGCUGGAACAAGCUAAGAAACACAAAAAGAAAUGCAUUCUUCAUACAAAAGGAAUGGAAAAAGAAAUUCUUGAUAUCAUAUCAAAAUAUUCUAAUGAUUUUAUUGUUCAUUGGUAUGCAUGUGAUAACUAUAUCGAAGAUUAUAUCAAAAUUGGUUCUUAUUUUACAAUUGGAUAUGUAAUUAAAUACGAGAAAGAAGUUAGAAAGCUCGCACAGCUUGCACCUCUUGAUCAUUUAUUAUAUGAAACUGAUGGAUUAGAAGCAAUUGAAUGGUUAACGAAAACAAAAGUAAAAUUCGAAGAUAUGCCUGAUAUAUACCUUGAAGUAUUGAAUGAAAUAUCCAAAAUCAAAAAUAUUCCGAUUGAAACAAUUCAUCAACAAUUAUAUCAAAAUUCUCUCAAAUUAUUGAAUAACCAAUAG